Molecule: messenger RNA, 897 nt
Organism: Exophiala xenobiotica
Lineage: Eukaryota; Fungi; Ascomycota; Eurotiomycetes; Chaetothyriales; Herpotrichiellaceae
Exons: 2
Coding region: 1-897 (298 amino acids)
Source: RefSeq, a predicted model, not a curated record
AUGCCAGCCCGUCCGCCGCCUGUCUCGCCGUUCCGGUUCUUAGAUUUGUCGCCGGAGGUCCGCGGCAUGAUAUUGGGAUACUUUGCCGGUGUUCCACCAUAUCCCCUCCUGAGAGCCAACAAGCCUCACGCCGUCGACGCCGUCAAUGUCGAACGUGGCAUCAUUUGGAAACAACCCGGUCGCUUCGGAGCUCAGCCCGACGAGUCGCUGAUCAAACACUUCAGCAUCUGGGAGCUCGAGAAUCAUCCACUCACCAAGGAGUGGGAGGAAUACCGCGAUGUCACGACGACACGCAAGUCGCUGCUCUCAGUCAGCAAAGCCGUCCGCUUCGAAUGGGCACCGAUCUUCUGGCGCACCACCACCAUCCACGUCGGUGAUCCUCGCCCUGCUCGCCCCGACUUUCUGGAUCAUGUCUCGCCCCGCCGCUUCGAAGAGACCUUCCUGUCCAAGAUCGAGCGGCCCUUGCUGUCCUGCGUCCGGCGACUCGUGUACUAUCCAGCGAGCGACCGUGUGAACCUCGCCCUCGGAUACUUGACCGACAGCAUGAACGAUAGCCCGUACAUGGGUCACUUCAGUGGCAUACAAGAGCUGGGACAAGUCGUGAGCAGAUACCCGGCCCUCAGCAACUUGGACAAGCUGUCCGUCUUCUUCAGACCUCAACCUCAAGAACCAUUGCCGGAAUACAUCACCAGGAUGUUCGGCAAUGCACCGACCAGCGCCUACCGACAGAGAUGGGGCCUGAUGGAUUCGAACCAGGAUUGGCAGGGCUUUGCGCGCGCCAUGGUCACGGGCGUUUUGAACGGCUUCGGAGUAGAGAGAGAGAUGGGCAUUGAGAAUCCCGCGGGCACCGGAAAUAGGGCCGUCAUCUGGUGGAAGUUGAAGAUUGAGAGACUCUAG